Gadus macrocephalus (Pacific cod) is the source of this 1387-nucleotide messenger RNA. RefSeq names its product TNFAIP3-interacting protein 3-like. The transcript is spliced from 10 exons. The coding region runs from base 258 to 1124 and encodes 288 amino acids. The record is from RefSeq and is a predicted model, not a curated record. Lineage: Eukaryota; Metazoa; Chordata; Actinopteri; Gadiformes; Gadidae. Gene Ontology annotation, biological process: cellular response to lipopolysaccharide; regulation of transcription by RNA polymerase II.
GUCUACUUGAGGGAAUCCCAAUCCAAGGUUCAAAUAGGUACAGGGCGCGUGCUCGGCGACACCGGGGCUACAAGGGGGGUGUGGCCGCUUGCCCCGACGUCACAACUGAUCCUAUUUAUUGGCCAACCCUACAAUGAAGUCACCGCACCUUGGAUUCAUUCACACACUGGAGGUUUCAUUCACGCACUGGAGGUUUCAUUCAAGUUUUAGAGGGGGCGGGAGAAGGAAACGGACACGUGCAAUUUGACAGCGAACCGAUGGACAAGCAACUGAUCCCCGACACCACGAACGCAGAGCAAGUGAACCAUUUAUAUCCAUCACUGCCGAUCUCAGCAAGGCUGAACGGAGAGGAGUUGCAUGGAGUUCACAGAGGGGGUGUGGAAAACAUCACACCAGCACCAGCCAGACAAACCAACAUGUCCUCCGCUGAUAUGAGCUCAGUCCAGGCCCAGUUGGACAUGUUGUGGAAGCAGAGAGAAGAGCUUAUCUCCAUCAAUAAUAAAUGGGCGGAUCAGUACAAAGUCAUGACACAGUAUUACAAAGCAAAGGUCAGGGAGCAACAACCUUCGGCCAAAACCAGCCAGCCAAGCCGUCCACUAAAUGAAGAAAUGUGCCAAAACGGAGUGGAACAAAAUGUACCAGAGAAAGACGUAAAAGAAGAGACAAGUGAAGAGAAAAUAAUGAGUCACACAGACGCAGAGCAGCUCAGGGUGCAGAACGCACACUUGACCAGAAGGGGGCAGCACCAGCACGAGGAGAUACGACGUCUUAAUCAGGCCUUACAACAAUCUCUUGAGAGCGGUUUCGUCUGGGGGGAAUCCAGAGAAGAUCCAAAAGACAAUGUUUGGAAACAUCAGGCUGAGGUCUACAAAGAAGACUUUCUGAAGGAGAGAAAAGACAGGGAGAGGCUCAAGGGCAAGCUCAUGGAGAUGGAGAAAAAGUACAGGAAGACCCACAGCGAGCUCCACACUCUGAAGUCCAAGAUCACAUGGGCUCCAGUCCUAGCUCCACCCGUCGCCAUGUGUGACUGCCCAAACCGAGCGCCCCCAGCCAACAACUACACCACAUAUCCUCCCACUGAGCCCCAGCAGAUCCACAACCACACACCCCGGUCUGCCUCCUGACCGGCCCAGACCGCCUCGCUCUGACACCAUCAGGGCCUGAAGUCCUCAACUUUAACCACUGUGACAUCUUAAUCAACCAGGGAUUACCUCGAUCACGUCUACCUUUGAAAUAAUACUGCAUGCACUUUACGGUCUACUUUCACUCAGGUCUUACUGUUGUACUAACCGCUCAAUUGGCGUGUGUGUGUUUGAGUGUGUUUUUUUGAGAGAUAUAUUGAACCAAAAGUUACACAUUAUUAAAGGUGAACUUUAUUCAAAACUUU